CAGAGGAGGAUGAUGCAUUGUCACAGUUGUCUAACUGUGCCCUAACACAGACCGGAGCGUCGCGGCGCUAUCUCCUCCGCGGCUCUGCGCGCAGUCGUGUUGGCAACUGCAGCGGGGCGGCGGCGUGCGUCCCUGCUGUGAGCUUCAUCGCCCCGUAUCAAGCUAGUUUAGGCUGUCAGCGGGCCACAACUUCAGCCACACAACCCGGAACUCCGACAACCCUCGCGGCUCGUGCCGCCCUCUCCCGCUCGGUCGUUCCCAUGGAUCCACCGCAAGAGUUGGCCGCCGCCGGCCGCAAGCGGCGCCGGCGAGGAGGCGUCCGGAACCGCAAAAGGCUUUCCUCGCAGAAGGGGCUCCCUCCAGCGACUGCGCCCCCAACGCCGGCGUCCCCACCUGUCAAGCGGCGGCGCAAGGACAUCGCUGGACAGGCCGCUGCUAUGCCGAAGAGAGGCAACACCUCGAGUCUACUGGACAAGAUGCGUGCAAGGUUAUCUGGUGGCCAUUUUAGAAUGUUAAACGAGAAGCUAUACACUUGCAGUGGAGAGGAUGCAUUUGACUACUUCAAAAACGACCCUAAUCUUUUUGAUGUGUAUCAUACAGGAUAUCAAGAGCAGAUGUCACACUGGCCUGAACAGCCAGUGAAUGUAAUAAUCAAUUGGUUGAAGAGUCAGAAUGCGUCAUGGACUGUUGCUGAUUUUGGCUGUGGCAAUGCAGCAGUUGCAAAAAAUCUGAAGAACAAGGUUUUCUCCAUUGAUCUCGUUUCAGAUGAACCUUCAGUGAUUGCUUGUGAUAUGGCUCAUACUCCAUUGGAGCCAUCCUCUAUAGAUGUUGCAAUAUUUUGUCUUUCUUUGAUGGGAAUCAACUAUCCAAGUUAUUUAGAGGAAGCAAAUAGGGUUCUCAAACCAAGUGGUUGGCUUGUUAUUGCUGAAGUGCGAAGUAGGCUAGACCCGAGCAACGGAGGUGCUGAUCCUGAAAAGUUUUCUAAAGCCAUUAUCCAGCUUGGCUUUUCGCUUGUUUCAAAGGAUGUGAAAAACAGAAUGUUCAUUCUGUUCUACUUCAGGAAAAAGGAAAAAAGUAAGGUGGCGAAGAGCAUCGAUUGGCCACAGCUGAAACCGUGCUUGUACAAACGGCGAUGAGCCGCUUGUCUCGUAUCCACCAGUAAUACUGUAGUUGUUGUAGUAGAGCUCUUCAAAAGUUUCGUCAAAACUGAAAGUCUAGAUUUAGGUCCCUCCGUACCUGUAUGGCUGCAUCUGUGUGCCACGCUAUUCCAUUAUUUUCCACAUUAGCUGCGUCUUUCAUUUGUUGGACCUCACAAGAAAAGAUCACAUAGGGAACGAUGCAUUGUUUGGAAGCAGAUCAUAUAUAAUUCAAGUCUACUUUUCA
Zea mays is the source of this 1383-nucleotide messenger RNA. RefSeq lists its product as uncharacterized. Gene Ontology annotation, cellular component: nucleolus. Bases 261 to 1136 code for a protein of 291 amino acids. Gene Ontology annotation, molecular function: methyltransferase activity. NCBI's taxonomy places the organism in Eukaryota, Viridiplantae, Streptophyta, Magnoliopsida, Poales, Poaceae. The transcript has 9 exons. The record is from RefSeq and is marked validated.